CCAUCGGCGCCGCAAGCCGAACAAACCAGAGAGACCCCAAACCCAAACCCCUCUCUCCUCUUCCCCUUCGCCUUCCUCUUCCUCCGCCCCCGCUUCCGAUCCUAGGGUUUUGCCCGCCGCGACGCGCGCACCGCAGCGCGAUGGAGCCCACCUCGUCGGCGUCGAUCGCGCGGCAGACGUGGGAGCUGGAGAACAACAUCCCCGCGGCGGCCACCGACCCGGACGCGAUGGACGCGAUCUACCGCUACGACGACGCCGCGCAGGCGCGGGCGCAGCAGGAGAAGCCCUGGGCCAACGACCCGCACCACUUCCGCCGCGCCAAGAUCUCCGCGCUCGCGCUCCUCAAGAUGGUCGUCCACGCCCGCGCGGGGGGCACCAUCGAGGUGAUGGGGCUCAUGCAGGGCAAGUGCGAGGGCGACUCCAUCAUCGUCAUGGAUGCCUUCGCGCUCCCCGUCGAGGGCACCGAGACCAGGGUCAAUGCCCAGGCCGACGCGUACGAGUACAUGGUCGAGUACUCAACCAUCAACAAGCAGGCUGGGAGACUGGAGAAUGUAGUUGGCUGGUAUCACUCACACCCUGGUUAUGGAUGCUGGUUGUCAGGCAUCGAUGUGUCAACUCAGAUGCUUAAUCAACAAUUUACAGAGCCGUUCUUGGCUGUCGUGAUAGACCCUACAAGGACUGUUUCUGCUGGUAAAGUGGAGAUUGGGGCUUUUAGGACCUACCCAAAAGAUUACAAGCCACCAGAUGAGCCUGUGUCCGAGUAUCAGACCAUUCCACUCAACAAGAUAGAAGAUUUUGGCGUCCACUGCAAACAGUACUAUUCUUUGGAUAUAACUUAUUUCAAGUCAUCCCUGGACUCUCACCUCCUUGAUCUGCUCUGGAACAAGUACUGGGUCAACACAUUAUCUUCAUCACCACUUCUGGGCAACAGGGAUUAUGUUGCUGGGCAGAUCUUUGAUUUAGCUGAUAAACUAGAGCAAGCUGAAGGUCAGCUGGCACACAGUCGAUUUGGCGGUAUGCUUAUGCCAUCACAGCGGAAGAAAGAGCAAGAGGAGUCUCCACUGGCCAAGGUAACUCGAGAUAGCUCCAAAAUCACAGCUGAACAGGUCCAUGGUCUCAUGUCACAGGUAAUAAAAGACAUCCUCUUCAACUCUGUGCACCCCUCAAGCAAGGCAAGCACAAGUGCUCCGGAUUCAUCCGGGCCUGAGCCUAUGGUUGAAGCCUAAGAGUUGCAAGAAAAUGUGACACUGAAACCUGAUCUCUGAUCGUGAGCAGGAUAGCUGUCUGAUUCAGAAUGCGCAAACUAAAUUACAUUUUGUCAAAACAGAAAUCAUUAUGUAAUUAUGAGUUGCCUUCUGUAUCUUGGGCUCUAAAUGAGAGGGAGGUGUGAUUUACUCGAGUAAAAUUCACUUGGUAGGAGGAUUGUUAUGUUCGUGCUCACGUUAAUCGGGUCAAUGGAACCUUUUGUGGAAGGUCAAAGUAUUUUUAUAACUGGCUAGCAGUAAGUUUAAGACCUGGAUUUUUGAAGCUUCA
Molecule: messenger RNA, 1533 nt
Organism: Panicum virgatum (switchgrass)
Lineage: Eukaryota; Viridiplantae; Streptophyta; Magnoliopsida; Poales; Poaceae
Product: COP9 signalosome complex subunit 5
Exons: 6
Coding region: 141-1226 (361 amino acids)
Biological process (GO): protein deneddylation
Cellular component (GO): COP9 signalosome; cytoplasm
Molecular function (GO): protein binding; deNEDDylase activity; metallopeptidase activity
Source: RefSeq, a predicted model, not a curated record